Messenger RNA from Archocentrus centrarchus (flier cichlid), 1477 nucleotides. It is a transcript of the gene msrab, whose product is annotated as methionine sulfoxide reductase Ab. The record is from RefSeq and is a predicted model, not a curated record. Gene Ontology annotation, molecular function: peptide-methionine (S)-S-oxide reductase activity. Gene Ontology annotation, biological process: cellular response to oxidative stress. NCBI's taxonomy places the organism in Eukaryota, Metazoa, Chordata, Actinopteri, Cichliformes, Cichlidae. Gene Ontology annotation, cellular component: cytoplasm. The coding region runs from base 28 to 783 and encodes 251 amino acids. The transcript is spliced from 6 exons.
CGCUGUGUAACGCAACAGCGCGGCGCAAUGGAGGUAUCCCGGAAGACUCGGGGAAGCUCACAGUUUCUCUCCCAAACACAAGCACACAUGGUUUGGCUCCUUGUAGUUUGUCUGACGCUCACUGUGGCUGAGACAGUGAGCGAUAAAACUCAGAUGCCGAGCAGAGACCGCGCGCUGAAAGGAAGGGAGGAGAAAAUGGUCGUGGCAGACAAGCAUGCAGUCAAUGGGAAUCCAACUGUGGAGCCUUUCCCAGAAGGCAUGGAGACCAUCAUGUUUGGAAUGGGCUGUUUCUGGGGAGCCGAGAAACUUUUCUGGCGGCUUCCGGGAGUCUUCUCCACACAGGUGGGCUAUGCUGGUGGCUUCACACCCAACCCUACUUAUGAAGAGGUCUGCACAGGUCUGACAGGUCACACUGAGAUGGUAAGGGUGGUGUUCUCCCCUCAAGACAUCAGCCUCGAAGAACUGCUUAAACACUUUUGGGAGAACCACGAUCCUACACAAGGUAUGAGGCAGCACCAAGACUGCGGUACUCAGUAUCGUUCAGCCAUUUACACUUCCAACCCCACUCAUCAGGAGAUUGCAUUGAAGAGUAAAGUGGCCUUCCAGCAGGAGCUGGACAAAAAAGGAUAUGGUCCCAUAACAACUGAGAUUCUGGAGGGGCAGCAGUUUUACUAUGCUGAGGACUAUCAUCAGCAGUACCUGAAGAAGGUACCCAAUGGGUAUUGUGGCAUCAAAGGCACCGGGAUCUCCUGUCCCAUUGGAGCUGGGAAGGAUGAGCUGUGAGGCAGGUGUGUUUAGAGAAAGAAAAGGAUCAGUUGACAGGGUAUGUUUAUGGGAACUAAUGUCAUUGUUUGCAGUCCACGUCUUUUAAAAUGGACUGUAUCUACAAUGCAUCUGUCUUUAAGCCUCAGAUCUGUUCUAAGCUUCAGGAAGUCCUGGCUGCCUGCCAGCUAUGCAGAAUAUGUACACAUAUAAAACAUAUGUAUAAAAAGUUUCAUAGAAAUUUUCUAAAAAAAAACAAACAAACAAAAACAACCUGAAAACAAUACUUGAACAGCAAUCAUUUUUUUUUAAACUGCAUAAAAAUUCAUUUAAAACACUGAAAAUGUGGUGCAAUGCUCUUUUUGACUGCAGUGACUAUCACCUUCCAUGGGGUGGCGAGAUUUCUCAAAAAAAAAAAAAAAAAUCCAUACAUUGUGUAUAAUAUAUAAUAUAGCAUGAUAUUAUAAAGGAAGCGUGUACAAACAUUGUCUUGGUACACUUGGUAAACUAAAUGGUUUUCUAAUCUGACAUCUGUUUCACCUCCAUCGCUGCCAGAGCACUGACAGAGCUUAAUUUCACAUAUUUCUUAUCAGGCAGAGAAAUCAAUAUGAUUUUAAUGUGUUUUCUAUUUUCUUUUCUUUCUGCUGCAAGUAACAAAUCUGAACACUGGUUUUUAUUUUCUUAAUGUAUCACACUGGAAAUAAAAAUGUUUCUC